AUGGCGACCGUCACUUCAGGGGCUCAAUGGCACCCGCCUCUUGUACAGCCCAUCAUCUUCUGCGGGCCAGGCAGCAACCUCUAUCCGCUCUCCACCUCAACUGUAGCAGCAGACGCUUCCCAAGAUGUGCAACAAUCUGGCAAGCUCGAUCUACCAAAGGCCAUGCUUCCUGUACUCAACAGGCCCAUGAUCGCUUUCGCCUUGCAGCAGCUUCUGUCUGCUGGCCUUCGUCAUGCUGUCGUCUUUGCGCCAUCCGAGCAUCACUCCACCCUCACGGCCGCCCUCAAAUCCCUGAUCCUCAUCCCGCCAACCCUCAUUCAGUCGGGAAAGAAGAAUGUCUCAUCUGCAGCUGCCGCAGCCGCUGCUGCCGCUGUCGAGGAAGCGUCUAAGUAUCCGAACGUCUCGGUCUCGGUCGGGCUCAACAGCACUUCCGCAUCCUCCGCAACACCAGCUGCUGGCAAUCCUUACCUCGCCGGAAGCUCGUUCGCUGUCUCUUCCCUGCAAAAUGAGACUGUCAUGCGAGUCGACCUACUGCCUCUUGGACCCGACGACAUCACAAGCUCCAAGUCAGACUCGUCCGCCCCAACUCCCGCGAGCAAAUACAAGCGACUCGGCACCGCAGGCCUCAUCUCUUGGCUCCACUCAGUCGGACGACUCGACAAGGAUCCUCUCAUUCUUCCUGUCGACUUGAUCACGCAGUCGUUCUCUCUCACCGACAUCAUCAGCAGCCACGUCUCCGGUGUGCCGAAUUCACCUGCACUGACUUGCUUGAUGUAUGAAAGAGGCGCCGGCGAGGGUACGGGCAAAGAACGUGAAAAGGAUGGUCCGCCCAAGCUCUUUAGCGCUUACGACCGUGAUCCUUUGCAAGCGAGCAGUUCCUCGUCUCAUGGCACCGAUCACUGCACGGCGCAUCAAUUGCUGCUUCUCCAGGACUCGGAUGACAUCUCGGACAUCGACUCGUCUGACAUGCAUCUCCGCAUGUCGCUCUUGUGGUCGCAUCCUCACGUGCGUAUAUCCACCUCUCUCCUCGACUCGCACGUCUAUCUCUUCAAUCUUCGGCAGCUUCUCGGCCUGCUCAAAUCCGAGGCCGGCCAAAAGAUGAAGAGCCUUCGAGAGGAAGUCGUCCCCUUCAUGGUCAAAUGCGGCUGGAUGACUGGCCUUCGCGAAAAGGCGGGUUGGUCCAGCCAAUCCUCGAAAGACCUGUCCAUCCCGGAACAAUUCUCGUCGUGGAACAUUCACUCGGGCAAGGAGAACGCCACCAGUCCAUUGAGAUCAAGCACUUUUGUCGAUGCCGAGCUCCUUCAGGCCGGUUCCACUUUCCGAUCUGCCCUUGACGAAGUCAACAAUCGUGCUUCGCCGCUCUUCUCUCCUGAACGAUCCCAGCUCAUCUCACCCUCUGGCAAGCUGGACGACGGGACGACAGACGUGCGAAAGCAGGAUCGCACAGCAGCAAAGAAAGCUGCUGCCGAAGCCAGAGUCAAUGCCCUCAUCUACCGCCUUUCAGCAGACCGCAAGCAUCCCAUCGACCCCUCGUCCUCCGUUGAAGAGAUCAGGGAACGAGAGGAAGAUGCAAAACGCGAGCCUUUCAUCGCACGAGCCAACACCGUUCCAACUUAUCUGGAGUGCAAUCGCUAUCUGCUGCGAUGUCUAGCUAGCGGGCCAGCAGGGCAUGCAAGCGCUUCGGCAGCAGGUGCUGUAGGUGCCGCUUCUCUCGUACCCUCCGCGCUCUCGCACCCACUACCGAGUCAGUCUCUGCCGGCUCCCACUACCUCCUCGACCGACUCGACCUCCGGUCAAGCUUCACAAGAUGCGACUAAGGGUUCUGCCCCUGCUCAAUGGAUCGACUCCAAGGCACAGAUCUCUUCGGAUUCCUUGGUGGAGAGCUUUACGCGCGUCGGCGAGCGCACCGCCAUCAAACGAAGUGUUAUCGGACGCGGGUGUGUCAUCGGUAAGAACGUCAAGCUCACCGGCGCUAUCGUCAUGGACGGUGUCAGGAUCGGCGACAAUGCCAAGCUUGAAAAUUGCAUCCUUGCGGCGGGGUCGACUGUCGACGAGAAGUGCAACCUCAAGGACUGCGAUGUCGCCGCAUCCGUCAAGGUGCCCUCUGGCACCAACUCCAAGGGCGAAAAGUUUGACGAAUGA
This is a messenger RNA of Kalmanozyma brasiliensis GHG001, 2142 nucleotides long. Its product is annotated as Bacterial transferase hexapeptide repeat. The transcript is spliced from 3 exons. The coding region runs from base 1 to 2142 and encodes 713 amino acids. Gene Ontology annotation, biological process: cytoplasmic translational initiation. Gene Ontology annotation, cellular component: guanyl-nucleotide exchange factor complex; eukaryotic translation initiation factor 2B complex. NCBI's taxonomy places the organism in Eukaryota, Fungi, Basidiomycota, Ustilaginomycetes, Ustilaginales. The record is from RefSeq and is a predicted model, not a curated record. Gene Ontology annotation, molecular function: guanyl-nucleotide exchange factor activity; translation initiation factor activity.